UCCGUGAGGGAAGCGAGCCGGCGGCCGGGAGGGAGCAGCGGGGCAUGACUCCCGCUGCAGCUUUUCCCUCCCGAGUCCCAGCUCCAGGGAGCCUGUGUGGCGUUUCUGUAUUAAAGCACAAACUGUAUGUACUGUGUUGCAGUGUCUGGAUUCUUUUGAAGAUGGGCAAGGUGUGUGCUGUUUUUGGAGGAUCCCGUGGGAUAGGCAGAGCUGUGGCAGAGCUCCUGGCGCAGAAGGGCUGCCGCCUGGCCAUCCUUGCCAGGAACCUGGACGUGGCCCAGAGCACUGCCCGUCACCUUGGUGCAGGACAUCUGGCACUUAGCUGUGAUGUAUCCAGUGAACAAGAAGUCCAAAAGGCUUUUGAGGAGGUGCAGAGGAAUUUGGGUCCUAUUAACUACUUGGUUAAUGCAGCUGGGAUCAACAGGGAUGGUUUGCUACUGAGAACCAAGACUGAAGAUAUGAUAGCCCAGAUUCACACGAACCUUUUGGGAACAAUGUUGACAUGCAAGGCUGCUCUAAAAGUCAUGAUUCAGCAGCAGGGAGGUGCUAUUGUCAAUAUAGGGAGUAUUGUAGGACUUAAAGGCAACCCUGGUCAAAGUGUUUAUAGUGCUACCAAAGCAGGAUUAGUUGGAUUUUCACGCUCUCUUGCCAAAGAAGUAGCAAAAAAGCAAAUUCGAGUCAAUGUUGUUGCUCCAGGCUUUAUUCACACAGAGAUGACAGCUCAUUUGGAAGAAGAUCAGCUGAAGAAAUCAAUUCCCCUUGGAAGAUUUGGAGAGCCUCAUGAAGUUGCACAAGCUGUUGUCUUUCUUCUAGAAUCCCCAUAUAUUACAGGGAGUGUUCUGGUUGUAGAUGGAGGCUUGCAGCUUAUGACCUAAGUACUGCCUUGAAUAAAUGCCUGCUUCAAUGUCAUGAUGGUAAUAUAUAAAUAUAUUCUAAAUAAAGGGAGAGGGUUGGAAAUCGUUUGAAGAUUGAUGUACAUAAUUGACUUGGUCUUUUUUAGUCAGAGGAGAAAUUCAGCAGCAGUGAGGUGCAAUGUGUGUGUUUAGCUGCCUGAAAGAGUCUGUUUGGUAUUACAAAGUCUGUGUAUGAAACAAUUUGAAAAAAGAUCUGGUUUUGAUACAAUGAUAGCUUUAAUAAUGUGUUGAUAUGUUUUUAAAGCACUGUAUUUUUAUAAAGUCCUGUUUGCUAAUUUGGGAUAGAAUGAGAUUUUAUUUGAAUUAUCAUGUUACACAAAGGUUAAUAAAGUGCAGAGAUAUGUUUA
Agelaius phoeniceus (red-winged blackbird) is the source of this 1261-nucleotide messenger RNA. RefSeq names its product carbonyl reductase 4 (gene CBR4). Lineage: Eukaryota; Metazoa; Chordata; Aves; Passeriformes; Icteridae. Gene Ontology annotation, molecular function: oxidoreductase activity, acting on the CH-OH group of donors, NAD or NADP as acceptor; quinone binding. Gene Ontology annotation, biological process: fatty acid biosynthetic process. The record is from RefSeq and is a predicted model, not a curated record.